This is a messenger RNA of Apus apus (common swift), 1557 nucleotides long. RefSeq names its product espin like (gene ESPNL). The coding region runs from base 1 to 1503 and encodes 500 amino acids. Gene Ontology annotation, biological process: actin filament bundle assembly. The record is from RefSeq and is a predicted model, not a curated record. Gene Ontology annotation, cellular component: cytoplasm. Gene Ontology annotation, molecular function: actin filament binding. The transcript has 3 exons. Lineage: Eukaryota; Metazoa; Chordata; Aves; Apodiformes; Apodidae.
AUGGAGCCCAGCAGGUCAAUUGCAGCAGAGCUGAAGCUCCGCAAGCCCUCACCGCGGGCCAGGAUCCCGGCAUCUUUCCUCGCCCAUGCGGGUGCGGCGGCUGAGCCGGUGGGCCCCCCCAGGCCGGACCCCACGGAGGCAGACAUCGAUGCCCUGGUGCCCACGCAUGACGAGCGGGGCCACCUGAUCCCCGAGUGGAAGCGGCAGGUGAUGGUGCGCCGGCUGCGGGCCCGGCUGGCGGAUGAGACGGCAGCGAGUGGCCAGGUGUGGGGCGUCCUGGGGCUCCCCUCUCCACAGGACGCGGGCUCCUGGCACUUCUCACCCUCCCGCCAGGCCAUGCUGGGCCCCUUCGGGGAGCUGCUGACCGAAGGAGACCUGCAGCAGCUGGAGCGGGCGGUGGAGAGUCUGCGGCUGCGGCGGCGGGGCGAGGCGUACCAGGGCGAGCUGCGGCGCCUGGCGCGGGAGCUGCGUGCCCUCCUGCCCGCCCCGCUGCUCAGCAUCACCGUGCGCAGCCCCCCGCCCGCCCCCGGGCAGCCACUGCCCCUCUGGUGCGGCCGCCUGGCCGGCGCUGUCAGCAGCCUGGCUGCACUGCUGUCCCACACUGAGGGGGCACGGGUUGCGUCCACCGGCGCCAUCGCCGCUGCCACUUGCCCUGCUGUCACUGGCGGGCAGCCCAGGGAGCCGGGGGGCAGCCUGGCGCAGCGGGAGAUCCGGCAGUGCGGGGUCUGUGUCCGCAGCCUCCGCGGUGCCUUCGAGCCGGCAGAGGGGAAGGUGGUCGCAGGGAGCGGCGUGGAGGCCGCCAGCGACUCGGGCAUCAGCUGUGAGGAGGCGUUUUCCGACGGCCCCCUGGGGCCAGAGUGGGGCAGCCUGAGGAAGGAGCGGAUAGUGAUGCUCUUCCUGAGCCACUGGAAGCGGUCUGCCUACGGGCCCUCUCUGCCAGCCGCUGGGGACCCCCGGGAUGCUGCAGGGACUGGGGGGGCUGCAGCGGCCCGCCUGGUGCGGCAGCGGGCGGCCAUCCAGCGGCUUCUGGCCAGCUGGCGGGACGCUGCCUCCUGUCGCCCCCUGCCCCCCGCUGCUGGGCCUGCCCCGCUGUCCCCGGAGCAGUUUGUGGUAAACGCCAGUGGGAAGGCAGCCGACUAUGACAGCCUGUCGCUGGAGCUCUUCAUGCUGGGAUAUUUCCGCAUCCUGGAGCAGGAGCUUCCCCCCGAGGAGCGCCAUGGCCGCCACCUCCUCUGCUUCGAGGUGUUCGAGCAGCUGGGCCGGCACGGCUGGCCUGCCGUGCGCUCCUUCCACCGCGCCGUCACCGACGAGAUCGCCGCCGGCCGGAGAAGCUGGCAGGAUGGCUUUGAUGACAUCAAGGCAAAGUAUUUUGGGUCCUCCCAAAGCUCAGCCAGGGGGCCAGCGGAGGCCUGGGGAGAAGGGGAGGAGAUCUGCCGCUACAUCGACCGCAGCUUUGCCUUCUGGAAGGAGAAGGAAGCAGAGAUCUUCAGCUUGGAGGAGUGAUGCCUGCUGACGGGGAGGGCAGAGGGCUGCAUGGAGCCGCGGUUUGCAAUAAAC